Molecule: messenger RNA, 1731 nt
Organism: Echinops telfairi (small Madagascar hedgehog)
Lineage: Eukaryota; Metazoa; Chordata; Mammalia; Afrosoricida; Tenrecidae
Gene: OAF
Product: out at first homolog
Exons: 6
Coding region: 1-885 (294 amino acids)
Source: RefSeq, a predicted model, not a curated record
AUGACGGCAUUAUGUCGAGCGAACGGCCGGCCUGGGCGCGGCCUGGAUGGAGGGAGUCGGGUGAGAAAGCACAGUUUCCGCAAAACCGCUUUCCGGGAAGCCCUGGGCCCGCGCGCGCUGGCCACCUCCGCCGCCGCCCGAGCGGGGCGCAGCUGGCCCUUUAAGGGCCGAGAGCGUGUGCGGCUGCCCGACGGCCAGGUGACCGAGGAGAGCCUGCAGGCGGACAGCGACGCGGACAGCAUCAGCCUGGAGCUGCGCAAGCCCGACGGCACCCUGGUCUCCUUCACCGCGGACUUCAAGAAGGAUGUGAAGAUCUUCCGGGCCCUGAUCCUGGGGGAGCUCGAAAAGGGCCAGCGCCAGUUCCAGGCCCUGUGCUUUGUCACCCGGCUGCACCACAGCGAGCUCAUCCCCAGCGAGGCCAUGGCCAAGCUCCGGCAGAAAAACCCCCGGGCUAUACGGCAGGCGGAAGAGGUGCUGGCCCUGGAGCAGCUGCACAUGGACAUGGCGGUCAACUUCAGCCAGGGGGCGCUGCUGAGCCACCACCUCCGCAACGUGUGUGCCGAGGCUGCAGACGCCAUCUACACCCGCCAAGAGGAUGUCCGGUUCUGGCUGGAGCACGGUGUGGACAGCUCUGUGUUUGAGCCUCUGCCCAAGCCCUUGGAUGUGGCCGAGCUGCCCCACUGCGGGCAGGCAGGGGCCCAAGGCAAGCCCUGCUCCUGCCGCUACAGCCUGAGCCUAGCCUGGUACCCCUGCAUGCUCAAGUACUGCCACAGCCGCGACAGGCCGGCGCCCUACAAGUGUGGCAUCCGCAGCUGCCAGAAGAGCUACAGCUUCGACUUCCACGUGCCCUACAGGCAGCUAUGCCUCUGGGAUGAGGAGCCCUAGCCAGCUGGGCGGUGGGGGAGCAGCCGGGCCCCAGGUGGCUGCUCGGAGCCCCCUGCUUCUCCUCCACAGGCUAGAAGGAACAGCAGCCCCCAGCUGAAGCCUUACUGCCCCUCCCGUGAUCCUCUCCCGCUCCCCAACUCCUGACGCCUCUGGCCCUGUCACUCACGAGUGUGAAAAGGGGUGUGACACGGCAGGGGUUCACUCAUGAAGGCUACCCUACUCCCACCCCUGUGCCUUCCUUGGGGGCAGAGAGGGAGGAAGGGGUUCCUCAAACGGCACCCCUCCCCUCCUUCAUCACCCCUAAAAAUGUUCACUUUCAAGCAACAAAAAUGUGAUGGCCUAUGCAGUUAUUUAACUCUUCAACGACUAGACCCUGAAAGGAGUCAGUGCCUGCAAUCCCCCCGUCCCCCCCCCCCCCCCACCCCACCCCCCGCCUCCAAGCAACUUAUGCUUCUGGAAGGAAAUGGGGGUCCUCUGUGGUUCUCUACUCCCCAAUGCCCCAGACCAUGCCUCCCGGAGGAGGCUGGCGGGGCAGAUGUCACAGCCUCUCGUGCAGAUUCAAAGCAUUCUUCUCAUUUCUGGCCUCUGAGGCCACCCUGGGCCGGGGGAGACCACCCACCACCCCACCCACCACCGAACCCCUCUGACCACAUGUGCCUUAUCCAGACGCGGACUUGCUGCCAGCGUCCGUGCCAGCCACCACCACCCCCGCCCCAAAACAGAAGUAUUUUUGUAGGGUUCUGGGGUGGGGAGGGAGCAUGAAGUACAAGUAAAACUUGAAUUCCAGAUUUUUAAUGCAAAGUAUUUAUCAUUUGUACCAGAAAUAAAAGUUUGCGUUUGUACGUG